Molecule: messenger RNA, 1782 nt
Organism: Aureobasidium pullulans EXF-150
Lineage: Eukaryota; Fungi; Ascomycota; Dothideomycetes; Dothideales; Saccotheciaceae
Exons: 1
Coding region: 1-1782 (593 amino acids)
Source: RefSeq, a predicted model, not a curated record
AUGUCGCAGGACACAGGAGUGUAUGAACUGCCAGGCGACCUUCCGCCAGUCAUCGAAUUACCAGGUGAAUAUCUACCCGCAGAAUUACCUGGUGAUGAUGCUUCACCAAACGAGUUGCAUGAUGGAAGGCCAUCUGCUGAGUUGAUGCCAACGCCCUACUCGACCGACUUGCUGCCAACACCCUACUCAGCUUUCUCGGCCCUCUCGUCGCAUCCAUCGCUGAAGCCUUCUCCACUGAAUUUUUCACGGCCACGUCCAGUACAGGCCAACUCGUACAAUUUUGGCAGCCAGGCUGGACCCAUUCCUGAAUAUGACCCGAACAAUCGCCCAACACUCUCCGAGUCUCCGCACACUCACGAUGGUCAAAGGAGCGAAGAGGAGAAUGUAGACGAGGAAGAGGACAACGAUGAUGGCAUUAGAACACCAGCUGCAGAUGACAGAACAUUCACUAGUCUGAGUCAGGAAGACGUACCAAGAGACAGCAUAGAUGGAGCAAGCAUAGGUGGAGCCAGCAUCGACGAUGCAAUACCACCUCCCAUCAGGACGUAUGCAGACUUGAGGGAUAUGGACAUGCCAAGAGACAGCUUAGAUGGUGCCAGUAUUGAUGAAGCUCUGCCUCCUCCGAUACAGACACCUAAAGGCUUCAAGAGCUUCAGUCACGAUUUCAGCACACUGAACAUCUCAAGAGGCGACAGCAUAUAUGAAGACUUCCCCACACCUCCUGGCAUCAAGUCACCGAAGGAUCAGUUUCGAAAGGACUCACAGGCUCUGCCCGACAUUAGAGAGAACCAUGAUGCCACGCCUUCAUCCCUUGGACAAAACAACCAUCCUCUUGCUCGCAUGAACACCGUGAGUUCAAUAGCGAGCAGUUUCGACGAGGCCGCACCACCUCCCGUAUCGACACGGCGAUAUCCUUUGUCACACAUGGACACAGAAAGCUCAAGAGGCACAAAGAGUUCAAAUCAGACAAAGACAUCCAGGGUGGACAGCGUCGUGGAUUCAUCCGUCGGCGUUCCACCGAGAAGCACUGCUCGUAAGGAGACACGAACCGAACCUCGGGCUCCAAAAGUGCUCAUCUACAAACCGUAUUUGGACUACGCAUCUAGCGAAAGAUCGGCUUCCUUGCGCACUGACACAACGCAAGAAGAGAGCAUCCCAAGUUCAGGAGCACAAGACAGCCGAAGGCACAGUGUAGCAGAAAGCGAGUCUAGCUCGGUAUCUGAUUUUGCCUUUGACGGCCGACUUGGCUGGAACCCACGCGGCAACACUGUCCCUGACAAGGAUGCAAAACGUCAGCAGAGGUGGUCAGCACCUCUCACGAACCCGCUGAAGAAGGUGACAUCCAGACCCAAAGGCAAGGAAAAGCAACAGACAACACUACCAACCAUGCAAGAGCAGCCAUCACGACAAGGCUCAAACGCAAGCUCCGGACCAGCACUUUCACCAGCAACCAGCAGAGGAUCUACAGGCACACAGAGCAGCGCUUCAAGCAGACCGCCUACCAUCCCCGCUCGCAUUCCUCGCAUCAUCAAACGCACAUCGAUAGAUCAGAUGUCCCAGCAUGUUAAUCCAUGGCAAGGGGAAACCAUGAGUGAUCGUGGUAGCGAGUCAAGCAAUGAGUGGACAAGCAGUGAAGUCGAUACUUCUGGUUUAAGCGUGGAGAAGAUACACAAGCUUAAGAAGAAGGGCAUAAAUCCUGCUCUGUAUGUCGAGAUGCAGAAUGCGCGUAAGGGCAAGUCCAAAUGGAUCAGUCCUUUGCAGGGUAAUUCGUUCAUCUCCUGA